UGGGCCUCGCGUUAUGCUGAUACCGUACGAUGGGAGCCCGCAAAUGUAUUAAUGUCUAGUGUACGGUCGAAUAAGCGUCCCAUUAGUCGACGUAAAGGCUAACCGGCUAUUAGUUGGAUAAAAGCUCCAGAGGAAAAAAAACUCAAAAUUACAACUCCAAAGCUCGAAGUUGCGCACUUAAAAUAUUGUAACAUGGAUUCAUUUCUAUCAAAGAUGUAGUGGUGAAAUAGCCAAUCUUGGAACUCUGUGGGUUCUCGGAGUUUUUUUUAGGAAUAUCACGAACUGGUUAAAGUUAUUUACUUCCUAUUUAUCACAGAUGUGGGAAACCGGGACCUUGAAUUGAAAUUCCGAGUUCUUUGAUAAAUACUAUAGAUGUCGCCGCCGCAGAUCGAACGUGGUCUGUCUUCGUUAGCUUCAUUAUGGCAUCAGUUUAUCUGUGAGUGUUUGGAUCACGUUCUAACAACGAUUAUAAAUUCAAAAAAGGAUAUUCUGAGUGUUAUUUCCAACAUUAAUAAGGGACAUCGUUCAAGACUAACGAAAGAGACCCAUUAUCGGAUGCAACAACUAAGAGGACACGAAAGAUUCCAGAACAGAACGGGGAAUACCAGAGUUUGUGAUAUCGAUGACUACAUUUGCCUGCGUAACCACUAUUACUCGCUGCACGCGCGGCGCGCCGGGGAGAUGCGCGUGGGCGGCGCGCCGGACGACGGGCAGGAGGGGGAGGAGCGGCAGCAGCAGCAGCAGCGAAAGGAGGACACGGGCGAGGACGAGGGCGAGGACACGUGCAUCUGCCCGCCGCUGUGCGACGAGGUCACCUACGACGUGCACUUCUCCAGCGGCGACCUCCGUGCCACGCAGUUCCAGCGCUCCACGUUCUUUACCGACCUCAACAUGACUGGUCGCAUUUUAUUUCAUUUCUAUUUUGGGAACCAUGUGACGAUCCGCACUCGUCGUGACGUCAUCACGUCGCUGGGCGGCGUGUUCAGCCUCUUCCUGGGCUGCAGCUUCAUGAGCCUCAUCGAGAUGGUGUACUUCUUCACGCUGCAUCUGGCGCUGCGGUACCGCCGCUUGGCGGUCCACGCCCACGCCUACGACGACGACGGCGACGACGACGACCACGGCGGUGGUGGCGGCGACGGUCGGCUCAAAGAGAGCCCGCUGCACCCGGCUCUGCGCCCGCUGCACCUUCAGUUGCAGCUCGGGGCGCGGCCCCUUCGCCCGCCCUACGGCGCGCGCCCCCACCGCGGCUCGUAGCGCUCCUUCACAACGAGAACGCUGACGUGACGACGUAAACCUCAAGACUCAUGGAUGUAAAGGUGUCUCGGAAAAUCUUGCACAAACCAUGCGGAUUUUGUCAUUGAACUCCUGGGUCUAAGAGGGCGGGGCUCGGCUCUAGGCUGUGGUAAAAACGCUCCUCUCCCUGCGAGGUCGGUGUUUAAUCGCUCACUUGAGUUAUAUUAAGGUCUACGAGAGGAAUAUGGCAGAACUGACGGUCACAAACGUUGCUGAAGGAGACGUCAAAGACCGUACGUUUCAAGGAGAGGGGCUGGAAAUGUGUUCAAGAUUUAAAUAUUCUGAUUAUCUGUUAUAAUGUGUAACGCUGAUACCAUAUUAAUUUACGACCGCAUGUCCUGCGUUUGUACACUUUUGCAGAAGCAUCCUGUAAGAACGUAUCGAUGUACUAAAUACUCUGCAAUAGUAAUGCGUCGAUCUCUCUCCCGAGUAUCGCGCGUACAGUGGCAGGUCAGGCGAGUAAAUUUCUCGGGCCGCUUGGUGACACGCGACCAUUGGUCGUGUCAGUGGAGGGGGCACUCACUAGAAAUCUGGUUGGCUGCGCUGCAACAGAUCUUUUGGACCUGUUCCGGCUUUCGCAAAGUGUCGCCGGUUUUUCUCUAGAUUUUGCAAUACUAUAGAUACUGCAAGAGGGGAUAUGUCAUUAUUUUUUUUCUGGAGACCGUUUAAAUGUCUUGACAUUGCACUAGCACUGUCGUAUCUUAACACUGACCUAUUUUUGUCGUAGUUAAAUGCGCAGUAAAACAAACAGCGUUUCUAAUAAUUUCAAUAGCUGGACCUGGCAUCGUGGACCCAAAAGAACGCUCCACUCCACUCCACUCCAAUAGAAGUAGAUAUGAU
Gryllus bimaculatus (two-spotted cricket) is the source of this 2133-nucleotide messenger RNA. Lineage: Eukaryota; Metazoa; Arthropoda; Insecta; Orthoptera; Gryllidae. The record is from the annotation of a GenBank genome assembly.